AUGCGAGGUGAAGCGAGUGAUUUGGCCGUGAGCCAGGGCCUGGCCGAAGGUGGUCUGACGCCGGAAAAGCAGCAGGAACAGGAGCUGAUGGGAAAACUGGCGGCGUCCGGAAAGCUGCCGGCUCGACCGGCCUCGUCCUUCCUGCAGAAAAAACUCCAGCAGAGGGUUCGUUUAUUUUCAAGCCGGUCAGAAAUCUCGUUAAGAUCUUAAAGGCGCAUAAGCAUCACGUGUCCGAAAAUAACACCGAAAACGGCUCUUCGUUUGGAAAAUUUUUAGAAACUUAUUCCUUGUGCCUUGAAACCCAACAACAAUGAUUUUUGAAGCGAGAAAGUUAGGAAUUAAAAAAUCACGAAAAUCACGAAAAUCGGACACAUCAUUUCUACUUCAUAACUUCAAGAUCCGGUUUCAGGUGCCACUCUACCUUUUCGAAGCGUUUUAUGUAGGCAAAAGGGGUCUAUUCAGGCGUUAAAAUAUCUUACCAAUAGCUUUUUUGCGCUUUUUUUCGAGCAUUUCGAUCCGUGCCUAUUCCAAUAUUCAAAAUUUUACAAAAAAGCUUAAUUUUUUCGUGCUCAAAUUUUUUUUUUCAAUCGGUUCAUUUAACUUGAAAAGUCUUAGAGAACUUCGUUCGAAGUUAACAGGAUUUUUUCUACACGGACCUUGGUAACGAAAAACGGACGUUUCUGAGCGUUUCAAGGGAUCUCUUAAGAGGGCUGACGCCGCUAAAGUGGUCACUAGAAAUGACCCGACACGUCCAAUUCGCGCCCGGUUCGCGUUACCAAUGUCCGAGUAGAGAUUUAGAGUGAAUAAAAUAUUUAAAAAAAUUUUGUUUUGUCUUUUUUCCAUGGAAGCUUUCUUUUCAAAUCUUCCGUCUCAAUAAAACUGAUAAAAGUUCAUCUUCAAUUCUGAAGGGCCUUUUUUCAUUGACCCUGAUUUAUUUUCAGAAGUUCUUCGAUUCUGGAGACUACGCCAUGGACAAAUCGAAGGCGGGCGCCGGCGUGACUGGCCGAGCUCAUCCUUUGGCCGGAGGUCCUCCGACUCUUCACGAGAAGAAACCGACGAACAUUCCGUCGCGUCCGAAUGUCGACCAGCAGGACCAGGUCGCUGAUGAUGCCAACCUGCAGGUGAAUAAAAAAAAAGUUGAAAGAAAAAUGGUGAGAAAUAACCAACAAACGAGCGAGGAGGCUUUCGUUUUCAACGGGUUUCAGCAUCUUUAAGCGAUCUUUUAAAUCUUUAAGACGUAUAUUUUGGGAAUAGUUUUUCCAUGAAGAAAAAAAGUACCGGUUGUUUUUUGGCCAUUCUGAGAGCUCGAAAAUUUUGAACGAAAAAAGUUUACUCUAGCUUCUAUAGACUUCUUAUUUUUUUCUAAUUUUUAGGGCUGAUAGUUGAUUUGAGUUUUGUAGGAGGAUAUUAUUGAACCAAUAAACUCAUGAACCUUUUGAUAGCAAACUACUUUGAAAAAGAUUUUCCUAUUUUUUAUAUACAAAAAACUUUUUAAAAAAGGGUUGAAUGUCGAAAAAAAAACUGAAAAUUUGGAAUCUACUAAAACUUAUAACCCUUCGAAGAGCUCACUCAAAAUACUUUUGAAAAAAGUCUCUCGAAUCUUCUGACAAAUACCUUUUUUCCAAAAAUGGAAUUGAUAGCUGAUUCAAAGUGACAAGGUUUGUUUUUGUUGGCCGAGAGUCGGCUUGUCAAUCAACGCCGCCGUUGGUGGCCGAUGGCACGGCGCCAAGGUCGACGCCUUGUUAUUCUUUGAGCGGGAAAGACCAGACAAGUCGUGUUCGAUCAGAGAAAAAAAAAACAAGGAAAAAAGGAGACUACGAAAGUGCAAAGAAGACUACAGUGGGGCUUAUGACGAAGAUAAAAGGCGGGAAAGAUUGGAAUUUCGGCUCUAAGAAUUUCCAAGAAAAAGUAUUCGAGAAAUUAAUAGGAGAAAAACGACCCCUCAUCGCAUUUUUUCAAAAAAAAAAAAUUGAGAAAAAGGUCGCAGACAAAGUAAUCUCAAAAAGGGAUGUUCCUUCAUUAUUAUCAACACUAGAAAGUAGAGUAAAGUGGAUUAUUUAAAGAGAGGGUGAAACUUAUAUAAGUGUUUUUCUGUGUACAUUCACUCGAUGAAACCAUAUUGAUGACAUUCAGCUUAUAGAUGGACGGACUGAUUUUAAAGGCCGCCAAAUAAAAAAACUAAAGGUAGCGAAAUUCACCUGAGGCGAAGAAGAUUAUUUUCAUAAGAAAAUUCCUUUAUUUGGACAAAAAAAAGUUCCGCGCUUAAAAAUCACUGUUUUUUUCAAAAAAAUCCUUUUUUUGGACUGAAAGACCUGUUCACGCCCAGAUGUGCUCCAACUUCAUUUUAAGAGUUUCCUUUUCCAGAUCCCCCGACCGGAUACGGUUCCGCAGCGGAAAGCUUCGAUCAUCAACCCAAGUGUCCAUUGUAAACUCAGCCCGGCUCCUCAUGUUCAGGUAACGAGAAAACUCAAAAUAAAGAGUCAAUGGGGAAAUUGAAGAGCAAAAAUAAAAAAGAAAACAACUAUCUCAGCCGUUUAUAAAGCUUUUCCCCUUUUUUGAACGAAAAAAAGAGUUGAGCCUUGCUUUUUUGUUUUUUUUUAUCUAUUAAAAGAGAUCUUUAAUCUUUUCUUUUUUCUGAUGGAAUAUUUGAGAGGAGAUAUCUGCGGUGAUGGCAAAUAGUCUGAACAAAUAUAAACUUAUCCCUUCUUUUGAACCAUCUUGGACUUGGGCGGUUUUUUAAGGUCUUUCAGAGCAAAAAGCUGAAAUAAAUGGCGUCAUGGUGAAAAUUUAUCUCUAAAAAGUCUUUUAAUUCCGAAUCCGAGCUUCAAAUAUCGUUAAGACUGGGAAAAAUUUCUUUUUGUUUUUGAAAAAAACGAAAAAAACAAAAAAAUGUGAUUUUUUUAAUUAUAUAAGAAAAAGGCCUUCUUUUUUUGUAAAGCUUAAGAAAAAAAGGUUCUUCUUUUUUGAAGAAGUUGAGAUUAAGAAACGAAAAAAUGUGCUUGAAUUAAGGUUUUCGUCAUAAAUCUAUGAAAUUAAUUAUUUUCAGCACCAUGACGCGUCCGUCUCGCAGGCUUCGGCGACUCCCGAGUGA
Molecule: messenger RNA, 3091 nt
Organism: Caenorhabditis auriculariae
Lineage: Eukaryota; Metazoa; Nematoda; Chromadorea; Rhabditida; Rhabditidae
Source: the annotation of a GenBank genome assembly